AUGAAUGGAUACGGGUCUCCUUACUUGUACAUGGGGGCUCCGGUCUCCCAGCCGCGGGCCCCGCUGCAGAGGACCCCCAAGUGCGCUCGGUGCCGGAACCACGGCGUGCUGUCCUGGCUCAAAGGCCACAAGCGCUACUGCCGCUUCAAGGACUGCACCUGCGAGAAGUGCAUCCUCAUCAUCGAGCGGCAACGCGUCAUGGCGGCGCAGGUGGCGCUGCGGAGGCAGCAGGCCAACGAGAGUCUGGAGAGCCUCAUCCCGGAGUCUCUGCGCGUCCUCCCCGCCAUCGGAGUGUCGACGACGGCCGAGGGGAACCAGGGAGGCCAGGGGAGGACGGAGGAGCUGGAGCUGAGAUGGAGCGGCGGCGAGGCGAACACGGCGACGCAAGCCUGCUCCGGUCAGUGUGUGGAGUCAGCAGAAGAUGCUCCUGAUGAGGUGUCCGGCGGUGAAAAUGGUGGGAGCGUAAGUGAGAAGGACCAGGACCCAGUCAGCUCCCCUGAAGGUUCUAAACCAAACUCCUGCUACACCCCAGAUCCUCCAGACACACCGUCCAACUCGGAGGAAAACAACUUUGCCCUGCAAAAAUCUGGCGAAAAAGAGAGUAAACCAGGGAGUCCACAGAAGUAUGAGGCCAGCUCCGGGGAACGUGGUGUCCUGAUUGAAGGCCUUGCUGGCUCCAUCAACCUGCCCUUCAGCCUGAAGGCAAACCAUCCCCCGCUAGAUGUCCUCAAGAAGAUAUUCCCGGCUCACAAGCCUCCAGUUUUGGAGCUAAUCCUCCGAGGCUGUGGGGGAGACCUCGUGGGGGCAAUCGAGGCUCUUCUGUCCAGUCGCAGUCCGGACGGCAGCGUGCACAAGCACGCAGACCAGCACCCGGAAUCCCUGGUGUUGCCCACAAAUGGACACCCUUUUGAACACAGCCUUAGUUCCUACCACCAGGUAUCCUCUUCAGCCAAGUGGUCCGUCGGCUCAGCUUUCAGGGUUCCCGAGUCACUCCGGUUCGCGUCAGACUCAUCUUCAGGCGUGGUGACAACUGGGAGUCUGGGGGUCUCUCUACCGCACCCCUCGUUCCCCCAGCCAACACGCUACCCCCUGAUGCUGCGCAACUCUUUGACUCGCAGUCAGGCAGGACCCUUCAUGCACAACGACGUGACCCUGUGGAACACCAUGGCCCUGCAGCAGCAGUACCAGCUCCGGUCGGCAGCUCAGUACGUAACCCCUUUCUCUCCCGCCGCCCCCGGCACUGGUGUAUUCCGCACCUCCACCCUCCUGCCAACCAGAGCCUCUGAAGAGUCGCGCAUCAGUGGCCAGGACGAGAACUGCAGUUUAGGGCCCAAACCCGGACUUUACUCUCCCGAUGAAGAAUAUGAAGAGCGUUCUGACUCGGCAGACUCCCGCAUCCUCAACUCGUCCAGUUAGAUGUGGGAGGACAUUUUGUAAAGUUUACCAUCUGAACUGAUAUGUCUGUCGCGUAAUGUGAUAUUUUGG
Messenger RNA from Synchiropus splendidus (mandarinfish), 1485 nucleotides. RefSeq names its product doublesex and mab-3 related transcription factor 3a (gene dmrt3a). NCBI's taxonomy places the organism in Eukaryota, Metazoa, Chordata, Actinopteri, Syngnathiformes, Callionymidae. Bases 1 to 1416 code for a protein of 471 amino acids. Gene Ontology annotation, molecular function: RNA polymerase II cis-regulatory region sequence-specific DNA binding; DNA-binding transcription factor activity, RNA polymerase II-specific; protein binding. Gene Ontology annotation, cellular component: nucleus. The transcript has 2 exons. The record is from RefSeq and is a predicted model, not a curated record. Gene Ontology annotation, biological process: regulation of transcription by RNA polymerase II; male sex differentiation.